AUGCCUGUGCCUCCCCCUCCAGCUCCCCCUCCUCCCCCAACACUGGCAUUGGCAAAUACUGAAAAGCCAUCCUUAAGCAGGACAGAACAAGCAGGGCGAAAUGCCCUAUUAUCUGAUAUUACCAAAGGGAAAAAACUGAAGAAGACUGUUACUAAUGACAGAAGUGCCCCAAUUCUAGACAAGCCCAAAGGACCUGGUGGAGGUAGCAGUGGUGGCUUUGGAGGUGGUGGCAGUAGCAGCGGUGGGGGUUUUGGUAGUGGUGGUGGUUUCAGCGGUGGUGGACCACCUGGCCUUGGAGGCCUUUUUCAAGCAGGAAUGCCAAAGCUCAGAUCGGCUGCAAAUCGAGAUGCAGAUACCGGGGCAAGCCGCCCCCCGGCCUUGCCGCCCGGAGGCCGCUCCGCAGCCGCCAAGCCCUUCUCUCCGCCGAGCGGCCCACCGCGCUUCCCGGGGUCGCCCUCAGGGCCGCGGACCCCUGCUCCCGAGCCGCAGAGGAGCCGCAUGCCGCCGCCAAGGCCCGACGUCGGCUCCAAGCCCGAGGUCGUGCCGCCGCCGGUACCCAGCACGCCCCGGCCCAUCGCCUCCAGCCUGCAUAACAGAGGGUCGCCGCCGGUGCCUAGAGUGAACCGGCAGCCUAGCCUGGGGCCUUCGCCACCCCCCUUCCUGGGCAGCCGGAGCGCAGGAUCGGCCGGGCCACUCCGGCAGACGGGCCCCAGCGCGGCAUCCCCCUUCUCCGGCCGGCCACCGCUGCCGCCCACGCCGGGCCGGCCGGCUGAGGACAAGCCGCCGCCCCCACCGCCCCCCGCCGGGCACAGAGCACCCGCCGCUCGGGAGUCGGCUCUGCCCCCGCUGCCGCCGCAGAACAGCAAGCCACCUGUGCCCUCUGCGCCACGGCCCACCGUCGGCGCCCCAGCGCCACCACCUCCCCCUAGCAGGCCGGGGCCACCCCCUAUCCCGCCUGUCCCGAGCGGCAGCGACGAGAUGCCGCGGCUGCCCCAGAGGAACAUCUCGCUGGGGUCCUCCUCAUCGCCCGUCGGCGGGGGCGGCCGCUCCGGACCCCUGCCCCCCCCGCCCAGCGAGAGGCCUCCACCGCCGGUCAGAGACCCCCCAAGCCGAUCAGGCCCCCUCCCACCACCUCCUCCCCUAAGCAGGAAUGGAAGCACUUCAAGAGCUUUGCCCGCUGCUCCCCAGCUGCCAUCCCGGGCAGGGCUGGACACCCAGAGAGGUGGACCACGACCACCACUUCCUCCUGACCGGCCGGGCUCAGCAGCACCACCGCCACCACCACCGCCUUCAUCAGCUGUCCGAAAUGGUUUCCAGGAUCUAGGUGAUGAUGAAUGGGAAAGCAGAUUUUCUUUUCAUCCUAUAUCUGACCUGCCACCUCCAGAGCCGUAUGUACCUAUGAACAGAAGUUAUCCCAGUAAACUAGCAAGAAGUGAAAGCAGAGGUGGCUCUGGCCGAAAAGAAAGAGGUGCUCCCCCACUUCCACCUAUACCAAGGUGA
Indicator indicator is the source of this 1500-nucleotide messenger RNA. RefSeq names its product WAS/WASL interacting protein family member 1 (gene WIPF1). Gene Ontology annotation, molecular function: actin binding. Bases 1 to 1500 code for a protein of 499 amino acids. NCBI's taxonomy places the organism in Eukaryota, Metazoa, Chordata, Aves, Piciformes, Indicatoridae. The record is from RefSeq and is a predicted model, not a curated record. The transcript is spliced from 7 exons.